AUGGCGUCCCGGGCGGUCAUCCCGCGGUUUCUGCUCCCACUGCAGGGCCCGCUAUGGCGUGGCCUGCGUAUCCCACUCUCACAGAGUCUCAUCAUCCGAUUCGCAACGACAGACGCCAAGGGCAAGGACAAGGACAAGCAGAUUGUGCUGGAGAAGCCCCUCAAGUUCAACCCGCCCUCUCAUGGGUCGAGGCUGAAGAAGAACACAUUGCCAAAGUACUAUGGCGCUCAAUUGACGGACGCCGAGCUGGCCGCGCAGAGGGUCAAGAGCUACCCGGGGAUGAUGGCGCCUGAAGGCACCUGGGCGCAUUGGUUCUGGCACAGCAAGACGCUCCAUCUGUGCAUCACCAUGGUGAGCUUGGCGGCACUGAUCUAUCACAUCGACGAGUCUGACCACAUACAGGGCACCCUCCUAUCCAUGUGCAUCUUCACAUUCUUCAUGGACUACGUCAUGAACUCGCCGUUCAAAGACCUUCUCCCGCCCAUUUCCGACCUCUUCAAGCACCCCAUCAACUUCUUCUACGGAUGGUGGGACGUCAUUGUCAUGCACGAGCGCGACAAGUCGAUCAAAGCCCGCGAAUCGCGCGACCAGCACCAGGCCGAUGUCCACAAGCGACGCUAUUUUAUGAAGAUGCACGGCAUCGAGCCAAAGAACCCCAUCACCAUGGUUUUUGGCAAGGAUGAGAAGGAGAUGAGCGAGGAGGAGCUGGAGGCCAAGGCACUCGGCAAGGAGUUGCCCGAGACGCCACAGACGGAGGGGGAGACGCCGGCUGGGCGCAAGAAGCUGCUCGGCCUCUUUUAG
Molecule: messenger RNA, 801 nt
Organism: Emericellopsis cladophorae
Lineage: Eukaryota; Fungi; Ascomycota; Sordariomycetes; Hypocreales; Bionectriaceae
Exons: 1
Coding region: 1-801 (266 amino acids)
Source: RefSeq, a predicted model, not a curated record